UGAACCGGCGGCAGGUAGGAGCGGGCGGUCGGCACUGGCAUCCAAACCGAAACUGAGGGACAAUUACCGUCAGGCUUCGGACACACCGUAGCUCCGCACCCCGGCACAGUCCCGGCUCUUUCCCUCUUUGUCAGCCCCAUGAUCCGUAUCAGGGCCCCAGGGUCGCAGAGACCGUGACGGAUAGACGGAUCUCUCGCGGCGCGGUGCCGAAGAGACAAACCAUUUUCUUUUUUGGUGUAGGUAGUCGGGGGGUGGCCGGAGUGCUCAUCCUGUCUGAUGUGGAAUUCACGAUACUUGACGGUUUCCCUGAUGACUACAUCUGCGGGAAGUGCACCCAACUUCAGCGCUUGCUGGACCGGGUCAAGGAGUUGGAGUUGGAGUUUUAUGGACUCCGGAUCAUUCGGGAGGCUGAAGAUAUUAUAGGUGACAGAAGCUUCUUGAUCAGCCUUCCAUGCGGGACCCUGUGAAAGUCCGAAGUCUGUCCAGAUGACAUCCACUACCUUGCCUUCAUCCACUUUCCUGGUAACUUCCUCAAAAAACACUGUAAGAUUGGAUAGACAUGACCUACCAUGCAUGAAGCCAUGCUGACUAUCUUUAAUUAGUCCAUAUUUAUCCAAAUACUUAUAUAUCCAGUCCCUUAAUAUACCUUCCAAUAACUUUUCCACAGCUGAUGUCAGACUCACCAGCCUGUACCUUCCUGGUUUAUAUUUAGAGCCCUUCUUAAGCAGCAGAACAGCAUUGGCCAUGCUCCAAUCCUCUGGUAACUCUCCUAUCACAAAGGAUGAUAUAAAUACCUCUGCUAGCACCCCGGCAAUUUUUGCAUUUGUCUCCCAUAGGGUCUGAGGGAACAUCUUGUCAGCUUCUGGGGAUUUAUCCACCUAGAGUUGCGUUGGGGUAGCAAGCACCUCCUUCGUAAUCUGUACAGGGUCUAUGAAGUUGAUGUCACUUUGCCUCACUUCUAUAGACUCUAUGUCUGCCUCCUGAGUAAAUACAGAUAUUUUGGCUCCAGUCAUGGAUUGCCAUUCUGGUCUUCCAGAGGACCAAUUUUGUCCCUUGCAUUUGUUUUGCUCUUAACAUACCUGUAGAAUUCCUGAGGAUUCUCCUUUACCUUGUCUGCCAGAGUAACUUCAUGCCUUCUUUUAGCCUUCCUGAUUUCUUCUUUAAGUGUUCUCUUGUAUUUCUUAUACUCCAUAAGUACCUCAUUUGUUCCUGUAGGCCUUUACCUGCGAGGCACCUCCUUUUUCUCUUUUAACCAGGGCCUCAAUAUCUCUUGAAAACCAAGGUUCCCUGCACUUGUUAUCUUUAGAUUUUAUUGUGACAGGCUCUCAAAAUUUCACUUUUGAAGGUCUCUCAUUUUUCAAGUACACCUUUGCCAGAAAACAGCCUGUCCCAAUACACACUUGCCAAAUCAUUGUUGAAACCAUUAGAACUGGCCUGUCUCCAGUCUAGAAUCUCAACCCGUGGACCAACCUAUUUUUUUGCAUAUUUACUUUGAAACUAAUGGCAUAUGGUCACUAGUUACAAAGUCUUCUCCUGCAAAAACUUUUAGCAAUUGCCCUGUCUCAUUCCCCUGGUUAACAGGGCAUGUGUUAUCAUGGGAGGCUAGAGGUCUGGAAUUAGUGGAGUUCUGCAGGGAUCUGUGCUGGAACCACUGCUGUUUGCAAAGUAUAUAAAUGAGCUGGAUGAAAAUAUAGAUAGCUGGGUUAGUAAAUUUGUGGAUGAUACAAACAUAGGUGGAAUUAUGCAUAGAGUAGAAAACUGGCAAAGAAUACAGCACGGGAUAUAUGAGGUGCUGAUAUAGGAUGAGAAAUAACUGAUGGACGUUAACCCAGAUGAUAGGGCAAAUACAAGGAGAAGGUACACUGUUAAGGGAAAGGUUGUUAACAGUGUUGCUGAGCAGAGAGAUGUUGGGAUCCAGGUUCAUAAGUCCUUGAAAGUGACUACACAGUUGGAUAAGGUGGUUUCAAAGGCUGAUGGAAUGCUUGCUUUUAUUAGUCAAGACAUUGAGUUCAAAAGUCAGGAUAUUAUGUUUCAACUUUGUAAAGUUCUGGUCAUCCCACUGUAGGAAGGAUGUUGAGGCUUGGGAGAGGAUGCAGGAGAGGUUCACCAGGAUGCUACCUGAUCUAGAGGGCAUGUGCUAUCAUGAGAGACUGGAUAAACUUUGAUUGUUUUCUCUGGAGAGUCGGAGGCUGAGGGGAGAUCUGAUAGAGGUUUAUAAGAUUAUGAGAGACAUAGACAGAAUGGGCAGAGAGGAUCUGUUUCCCAGGGUUGAAAUGUCUAAUACCAGAGGGCAUGCAUUGAAGAUGAAAGGGGAUAUGUUCAAGGGGCAUGUGAGAGUCCUGGAUUCCUAGAAAGUACUGCCUGGUAUUGUGGUAGAUGCAAAUAUAUUAGAGGCUUUGAAGAGAUAAGGAAGAUGGGAAGGAUAUGAACAUUGUGUAGGUUGGAGGGAUUAGUGUUUGGCUGUUUUUGAUUUACUUUUUAGCUGGUUUGGCAAAACACUGUGGACCAAAUGGCCCGUUUCUUGCUGUACUAUGUUCUAUAUUCCUUUGUGGGGGAUUUACAGUGGUAGCUAUGGGUUACAUGUCCAGUGCUUCCCCUGCCAGUACAUUGGGUGUGUAUGGAAGCACAGGCUAAGGGAAUGGCAGUGGUUGGCUAUCUAAAUCCAAAGAUUAGGAACUCGAAACAGAAAUAAAGUUCUGAGUUCAUCUCAGAUGAAGAGUUUACCAUAAUAAACUUUUCAUCUGAGAUGAACUCAGAACUAUAUAGAAGCAGAAAUGGGCCAUUUGGCCCAUCGAGUCUGCUCCAUCAUUUCAUCCUUCUCAGCCCCAAUAUGCUGGUUUCCGCCCAUAUCCCUUCAUGCCUUGACUAAUCAAGAAUCCAUCAACCUCUGCCUUAAAUUUGCCAAAUCACUUGGCCUCCACAGCCGCCUGUGGCAAUGAAUUCCACAGAUUCACCGUUCUCUGGUUAAAGAAAUUCCUCCACAACUCCAUUCUGAAAGGACGCCAUUCUAUUUUGAAUUUGUGUCCUCUGGUGUUAGACUAUGUCACCAAUGGAAACAUUCUCUCCACUUCCACUUUAUUGAGACCUUUCAACAUUUGAUAGGUUUCAAUGAUGUUCCCCCUCAUUCUUCUGAAUUCCAGUGAGUAGAGGGCUCAAGGCCAUCAAACUCUCCUCAUGUGACAAGCCUUUCAAUCCCGAAAUAAUUCUGGUGAACCUCCUUUAAAUCCUUUCCAAUCUCAGCACAUCCUUUUUCAGAUAAGGGGCGUUAAAUUGCUCACAAUGCUCUAAAUGAAAUGACACCAAUGCUUUAUAAAGCCUCAACAACACAUCCUUGCUUUUAUAUUCUACUCCCCCCAAAAUGAAUGCUGACACCACGUUUGCCUCCCUCACCACCGACUCACCUGCAAAUUAACCUUAAGGGAAUUCUGCAUGAGGACUUCCAAGCACACUCCAUUUAGAAAAUGAUCUACACUUUUAUUUCUUCUACCAAAGUGCAUGACCAUACACUUCCCGAAAUGCUGUCCUUCACCCAUUGAUGUCUUUUUACAGAUUAGAAACGGAAAAAAAAAUUGUGUAUGGGCAUCUCAAACACAGUGACACAUCAGUUUUGCUCUCUCUGUUCAGAUAUUUAAGGAGUGACCAGAUAUUUCCUUUGUAGCACCAAUAUAACAGUUGUUGACUCUUGGAGAUGAAGAAGUAUUUCAACCCAGCUGGAAACAUGCUGUGUGUCUGAAGUGAAGUUUUCUGUUGUAACUCAGUGAAAUCCACUGCAUCUGGGAGCUGAGAACACACCAGCAUUUGUUCACUGGAGAUCAGUUCUUCAAAUGCAUUGAUUGUAUGAAGGAUUCACUGCGUCUGACAAAGAAUUGAUAGAGAACUGUGAAAAAGCAGACACACCAGUGAUUUCACACCGAGGAGAGGCUGUUCACCUGCUCAGACUGUGGGAAGGGAGAUGCAGCAGUUGGUUCAUACUGGGGAGAUGCCAUUCACCUGCUCAGACUGUGGCAAGGGAUUCAGUCAGUCAUAUAAACUGAAGAUACAUCAACGUAUUCACACUGGGGAAAGGCCGUUCACCUGCUCAGACUGUGGGAAGGGAUUUACUCUAUCAUCUCACCGACUGGUACACCAGCGAGUUCACACUGGGGAGAGACCAUUCACCUGUUCAGAAUGUGGGAAGGGAUUCACUCAGUCACAUAAACUGAAGAUACAUCAACGAAUACACACUGGGGAGAGACCAUUCACCUGCUCAGACUGUGGGAAGGGAUUUAUUCUGUCAUAUGACCUCCUGGUACACCAGCGAGUUCACACUGGAGAGAGGCCAUUCACCUGUUCAGAAUGUGGGAAGGGAUUCACUCAGUCUUCUAAACUGAAAAUACAUCUGCGAAAUCACACUGGGGAGAAGCCAUUCACCUGCUCAGACUGUGGGAAGAGGUUUACGCAAUCAUCAGAACUGAAGGUGCAUCAACGAAUUCACACUGGGGAUAGGCCGUUCACCUGCUCAGAGUGUGGGAAGGGGUUUGCUCAGUCAUCAGAACUGAAGGUACAUCAACGAAUUCACACUGGGGAGAGGCCAUUCACCUGCUCAGAAUGUGGAAAAGGAUUUACUCAGUCAUCUAAAUUGAAGAUACAUCUGCGAAUUCACACUGGGGAGAGGCCAUUCACCUGCUCAGACUGUGGGAAGGGGUUUACUCAGUCAUCAGAACUAAAAGUACAUCAGCGAAUUCACACUGGGGAGAGACCAUUCACCUGCUCAGACUGUGGGAAAGGAUUCACUCAAUCAUAUCACCUACUAUCACACCAGUCAGUUCACACAGGGGAGAAGCCAUACACCUGCUCAGACUGUGGGAAAGGGUUUUCUCGGUCAUCUAAACUGAAGGUACAUCAGCGAAUUCACACUGGGGAGAGGCCAUUCACUUGCUCAGAAUGUGGGAAAGGAUUCACUCAAUCAUAUCACCUACUAACACACCAGUCAGUUCACACAGGGGAGAACCCAUACACCUGCUCAGACUGUGGGAAAGGGUUUCCUCGGUCAUCUAAACUAAAGGUACAUCAGCGAAUUCACACUGGGGAGAGACCGUUCACUUGCUCCGAAUGUGGGAAGAGAUUCGCUUAUUCAUCCCACCUACAGAGACACCAGUUAGUUCACACUGGGGAGAGACCGUUCACCUGCUCUGAAUGUGGGAAGAGAUUCAAUCGGUCAUCGAACCUUGUGGUGCACUACCGAAUUCACGCUGGGGAUAAAGUUUAAAUAAGAUGCAUGCUGGAUAUUUAACCUUCAUGGUUGCUGAAUGCAGAAUUAAGUUCAAAAGUGACUAUUGGUGUUGAGCUCUGCAAUUAUUGCUGCUGUUCAUCAAACCAGUUCUGCACCCUGGUCACUGGACAUGGGAGGAUUUUCUUCUGCUGAUGUUCACCUUUAAUAAGACUAGAUUUUAAUAUUUGGAUCUAUGACAAAUAAAUCAGUUCUAUUUUAAACUCAAUGUUUGAUACUUAGUGAAUUUAUAAAACACCCAGUGUACAGUUGGGAGUCAGUUCAGCCCAGCUGCUCCCUGCCAGUGUUUCUGUUCCAGGAUAGUCCUUUUAAAUCCAUUCUUGCUGUUGACCUAUUGCACUCCCUGUGGUGAUGGGUUCCAAACUGCUACCAUUCUGUGGCUGAAGUUUUCCUUUGAAUUUCCGGCAUGACUUUUGCAGACUGAAGAAGAAGACAUGCAAAUAUGGAAGAAAACAUCAAACUUGAAGGGUCAGGGAUGGUGGAAGUAGACAAACCAAUUGUCUUUGUUCAUGCCAUGAGAUUGAAGGAAUGGAGACUGUCUUUUUAUGAAGCUGCUCUGUAACCUCCAUUUGUGAACUGUUUGAUGAACUGAUUCUUGCUCUGGGAUAACCUAAUCAGAGCAAUUAAAUGUAGACACAUGGAGUUUCUGCUAUUGAUCUGAACCUGAAAUCAUUCUGUGUUAUGUACAAUGGCAGGUUUGCAGAAGUAAUCACAUUAUCUUGGUCCAGAGUUUGAGUGACCUGGUUUGACUGUUUUGAAACAGAGUUGAAGAGAACAUAAGAAGUCAUCUAAAGCAUGAAGUUGUUUAACACUUGGACUUCACCCAAUGGGAAUCUAUUAUCGGUCAGUCAGAUUACCUGGAGCCAACAUGAAUGAGGUGUGUCGUUUGAACUGAUCAGAAGUGUUCAAAAAGUUAGGAGCUUCAAAUACAAAGGGGUGAUAACUCCAGAGACUAACCAUUCCAAGAAGUACCACCAUACCAGGGACUGGGAGAAGAAAGGAUCAAUCAUUUGACCAAUGGGUGAUCCCCUGUUGUGUUGUUAUAAAUUGGAGAGGUGGUCUGACUGAGUAUAAAAUUCAUGUUUUAUGUUGUUGGACUGGGGUUAAAAUAGUUGCAUUUUUGAUUGUGCAGAGACAAUAAAGGGCGUCCUUUGAUUAAUUAAAGGGUUGCAUAGUAAGUUUCUAAAACUAGUUGAGUUAAUGAUUGGUCAACAUAUUUUGCCAUUCCGGGGUACAUUUGAAAAGAAGAAUAGAGGGCUGGCACCCUAGUUUUGAGUUGAACUACCCACUAGGUUAGGAUAUUAAAAUAGGAAAAGGAAAGGACAAGAAGAACCUAGCGGGUUUGGAGGAUUAGAGAGAUUGCUUUCAUAGUUAUAUAUUGAGGAAGUGGCCCAACUUUGAGGGUGGAUAGGAAAGGUUGUGAGUUGAGGGUCUGAGACCCUGGGGGAUGCAUUGUAGAAAAUAGUGAAAAGAAAUUAAAGAAAUUACAAGGGAUUAAAAAAAAAUGUGAUAUCACUCCGGAGAAACAUUGUAUCAUUUCUUAAUGCAUGUAUCCAUUUCUAAAUGACAAUAAAAGGGGACUGAGUGUUCUCAUAAUCUAAAAAAAUGUUCUAAUGGGAUGUAUGAUGGAAGAUGUAAUUUAAGUGAAGAGAGAAAGAAAUUAGAAGAGGAAUAGUGUCAGUGUAGGGAAGAGUCUGAGAGAGGGGGAAAGAAAAUGAAA
Mobula hypostoma (lesser devil ray) is the source of this 6989-nucleotide messenger RNA. Its product is annotated as zinc finger protein 229-like. Lineage: Eukaryota; Metazoa; Chordata; Chondrichthyes; Myliobatiformes; Myliobatidae. The record is from RefSeq and is a predicted model, not a curated record. Gene Ontology annotation, molecular function: DNA-binding transcription factor activity, RNA polymerase II-specific; RNA polymerase II transcription regulatory region sequence-specific DNA binding. Gene Ontology annotation, biological process: embryo development; urogenital system development; regulation of transcription by RNA polymerase II. Gene Ontology annotation, cellular component: nucleus. The coding region runs from base 3953 to 5248 and encodes 431 amino acids. The transcript is spliced from 2 exons.